AUGGAGACAUCUGUGACACUGUUCAUCCUCCUGGGGGUCAUCUCAGGUGGAAGCCACGGAACUGGUGUGCUACCAGACAGUCUAGUUGCGGCUGUUGGAGAGACGGUGAACUUCACCACGACGGUGACUCCAUCACAAACACCAUUCAUAUUAGUGCAGUGGGAUUUUAAUGAUAUCGAUGGCUUUGAUUCUAAUAUAAUAACCUCGAGUACUGAAGACACAAUUCAACCAGCGUACAAAGGCAGGGUCACCCUCUUCAGAUCUACAGGAUCUCUGGAGCUCAGGAAUGUGACUCUUUUUGAUAACGGAGAAUACAGUCUCAACAUCAUACCGAUGGGUGCAGCACUGCAGAUUGGGAAAUGCAAACUGGUCACAUACGUACCGAUCUCCAAUGUGGUGGCGACUCUCACACACACAGACACGGUGGAGCACAGCUCUGUCGGGCUGACAUGCUCCUCAGCUGGAUCCCAUCAGUCUUUCCGCUGGAUGAACGGCAGCUCUGAGCUUACAGCCAGUGACAGAGUCUCGCUCUCUGCUGGAGGCUCCAUUGUCACCAUUAUCAAUGUGUUGCGCUACGACCACGGAUCAUUCAGAUGUCAUGUGGUCAAUCCUUACAGUGAGGGCACCAGUGAACCAGUGAACCUCUACGUCAGCUACGGCCCUGAAAAAACUAAUAUGACCCUAUCUCCAUCAAAAGAAUACUAUGAGGAAGGGUCAAACAUCCUCCUGUCCUGCUCAUCUGACUCCAGACCUGCAGCUCUGUUUCAAUGGUUACUGAACGGAGAGCUUCUGUCCGAGACUGGACCAGAGCUCAGCCUGAUCAACAUUCAGGAGAGUGGGAACUACAGCUGCCGGGCCGUUAACAACAAAACCUUGAAAUAUCAAACAUCUCUGCAUUCAGUUAUAACUGUACUGGAACGAGCAUCCAAUGUAAAGGUGAAUGCCACCACCACAGACAUUUUGGAGUCCAGCAGCGGCUCUGUGCGUCUGUCCUGCUCCUCCUCUGGAUCCUCUCUCUCUUUCCUCUGGUUGAACAGCAGCUCUGAGCUCACAGCCAGCGACAGAGUUCAGCUCACUGAUGGAGGCGCCACUCUCACUAUACUUAACGUGACCCGCUACGACCAGGGACCUUUCAGGUGUCGUGCUUUCAACUAUUUCAGUAACAGCACCAGUGAUCCAGUAAACCUCCUCAUCAUCUACGGCCCAGAAAAAGUCGAUCUGACACUCUCUCCAUCACAAGAAUACUAUGACGAAGGCUCAGACGUCAGCCUGAUCUGCUCAGCCAACUGCAGACCUCCGGCCUUGAUUCAAUGGUUUCUGAAUGGAGAGCUGCAGUCUGAUACUGGAGCAGAGCUAAGACUGAUCAACAUUCAGAAGAGUCAGAGUGGAAACUACAGCUGUCAGGCCUUUAACAGCAAAACUAAGAGAAACCAAACAUCUCGGCCUGCAGCUGUCUCUGUACGCACAUCUCAAGUCUCCAACGUUGUGAUAACUCCCAGCUCCACAGAUCUGUCAGAGCUCAGCAGCUCUGUCAAUCUGUCCUGCUCCUCCACUGGAUCCUUCCCCCGUUUCCUCUGGCUGAACAGCAGCUCCCCGGUUAACGCCAGCGACAGGGUUCAGCUCACUGAUGAGGGCUCCACUCUCACUAUAUUCAAUGUGACACGAUACGACCAGGGACCAUUCAUCUGUCAUGUGUUCAAUAAUUUCAGUAAUUACACCAGCGAGCCAGUGACGCUCCGCAUCAGCUUUGGCCCAGAAAACACUCAAUUAAAGGUGUCUCCGCCACAAGAAUACUUUAAGGAAGGGUCAAACAUCAACCUGACGUGCUCAGCUGACUCCAGACCUGCUGCUCAGUUUACCUGGCGUCUGAAUGGAGAGCUGCUGACCGAUACUGGACCAGAGCUCAGACUGAUGAAUGUCCAGAAGAACCACAGUGGAAGCUACAGCUGUCAGGCCUUUAACAACAAAACUCUGAUAACUGAAACAUCUAAGCCUGCAGCUGUCUCUGUAGUGGAACCGGUCUCCGACGUGGUGCUGACUUCAAACAACACAAACUUGUUUGAGCUCAGCAGCUCUGCCCGUCUGUCCUGCUCCUCCUCUGGAUCCUCUCUCUCUUUCCUCUGGUUGAACGGCAGCUCUGAGGUUACAGAGGGUGGCAGAGUUCAGCUCACUGAUGGAGGCGCCACUCUCACGAUAAGGAGACUGACCCGCUACGACCAGGGACCGUUCAAGUGCAAAGUGUCAAAUGGAAUCAUGAGUGAAGUCAGCGCGCCGGUGAAUCUUUUUAUCCAAUAUGGACCUGACAGCGUGGCCAUCACAGCACCUGAUAAGGUGCGUGUUGGAGAUUUCACGGUGCUUUACUGCUCUGCUGCCUCUGUGCCACCACCAGAGUUCACCUGGCUUUAUGAUGGGAAGCCAACCAAAACACACGAGGCUGCGUACGUUAUGAAAUCCAUCAGAAGCUUUGACAGUGGGACGUUCACCUGCACUGCUGUCAAUGCUGUGACAGGGCUGAGACAAAGCACGAGCCACAAGUUAACUGUUUCAGGUAUGUGA
This is a messenger RNA of Centropristis striata (black sea bass), 2556 nucleotides long. RefSeq names its product carcinoembryonic antigen-related cell adhesion molecule 5-like. The transcript is spliced from 10 exons. Bases 1 to 2556 code for a protein of 851 amino acids. NCBI's taxonomy places the organism in Eukaryota, Metazoa, Chordata, Actinopteri, Perciformes, Serranidae. The record is from RefSeq and is a predicted model, not a curated record.